CUCUCUCUCUCUCUCUCUCUCUAUCUCUCUCACACACACACACACACACACAUCUUCCGGAACGUGGAACGCCUUCGCCUCCCCUUCCCCUUUGAACCACAGGAGAAGAUAGCAGAGUCUUCUUGAAGAGCUCACGCCUUCCGUUGCUCUCCCGCGAAAUGCAGGACUUCCAUCCUUUACCCGGUCGCGUCUUCUGUGGCGGCGGAAGAGCUGGGGCCGAGCUACGCCGCCUCGUGGGAUACCCUGGGGCGGCCGUGGUGCAGCAGCAGCCGGUGAAGUGCCCACGCUGCGAAUCCACCAACACCAAGUUCUGCUACUACAACAACUACAACCUCUCGCAGCCCCGCCACUUCUGCAGGUCCUGCCGCCGCUACUGGACCAAGGGCGGCGUCCUCCGCAACAUCCCCGUCGGCGGUGGCUGCCGCAAGUCCAAGCGCCCCUCCUCCUCUUCCUCCAAAUCCUCCUCCAAGCCACCCCCCGCCGCGGCCGAUAAGGAGCACCAACGCCGCCGCCUCCCUUCCUCCGCCUCCCGGUGUAGCAGCGAGAGUACCAACCUCACGGUCGCCACCACCUUCGCGGCGCCGUUCCCCGGUCAGGCGCUCCUCAACUCCCAGAUCUCCAUCUCCAACCCCAACCCUCCGUUCGAAUCACCCUUACAAGUGGAUCCUCCUCUCUGUCCGGCGCCGGAGAUCUUCCCGGAUCCUGCCGCGGGUACCGUCACGGCAGCCCCGGCGGAAGUGAUCAGGCUGGAAUUCAUAGGUCAAACGGCCACCUCGGCUCCCAGGUCGAUCAGCGGCGGCGGCGGGCUCGCCGCGCUAGAUUGGUCCGGGCCGGUGGACCCCACGCUCUUCGAUCUCACCACCACCGUCGAUCCUACGGCGUACUGGAAUCAGAGCCAUUGGGCGGACGCCGACCCCACCAUCUAUCUGCCUUAGUCCCUUCAUCAACGGAAUCAACUUCGCUGCCCGAAUCUUAAUGCACAUAUAUUUCUUUUCUCUCUUUUUUUUUUUAUUAUUCUUGUGAUGAUGUUUUUUUUUGUUUUUGGGGGGUUUGAAUGUUUAAAUUGAGCCUUUGGUUGAUAAAACGACGGCUUUCGGCUGCAACAAUGGCAAGAGAUAUUUAUGGAAGGAGGAAAUGUAAGGGUGUGAUUUUUUUUAUGUAUGCAAAUGCUUAAUAUAUAUGUAUUCCAAUAUUGGUUUGGGUGUUAUUUUUAAGGAAAAGUUACAUAAAUAUCUAAA
Molecule: messenger RNA, 1238 nt
Organism: Musa acuminata subsp. malaccensis (wild Malaysian banana)
Lineage: Eukaryota; Viridiplantae; Streptophyta; Magnoliopsida; Zingiberales; Musaceae
Product: dof zinc finger protein 4-like
Biological process (GO): regulation of DNA-templated transcription
Molecular function (GO): DNA-binding transcription factor activity; DNA binding
Source: RefSeq, a predicted model, not a curated record